AAAUGGCACAAAAAACAUAUAAGAUGGAGAUUGAUGAAAGUAGUAAUGAAACCGAUGGAGACAAUAAUGAAACAAUUUUAGUUCUCAAGUCAGUAAUGCAAGAAUUGGACCUCACCUUAAG
Racocetra persica is the source of this 121-nucleotide messenger RNA. The record is from the annotation of a GenBank genome assembly. Lineage: Eukaryota; Fungi; Glomeromycota; Glomeromycetes; Diversisporales; Gigasporaceae.